Soboliphyme baturini is the source of this 300-nucleotide messenger RNA. The record is from the annotation of a GenBank genome assembly. Lineage: Eukaryota; Metazoa; Nematoda; Enoplea; Dioctophymatida; Soboliphymatidae.
AUGGUUGUUGUGCCGGCGUACAAGAACAUGAAGUGCGACUCAAAACUUAGCCGAUAUUUGGACCUGAUGUGUAACCCCUUGAAGCCGUGUUGUAAAGAAAACAAGAUAUGUGAGCUGAUGAACGACAUCUCGCCUAUAUCGUCCACUGCCGAGAACGCAGUUCUGAGCCGUCUGAAGCAGCAUCGAAAGUGCUGGUGGUUCAAGAAAUUGCUUCCGGCAAACAGUACGGUGUCCAUCGACGACGUGUUCGAUUCGAAAUACAAGCAUGACCUUAUUCGGAACGUCUUGCUAAAUCUUUAA